ACUAACGAUGUUUAUUUAAUUGUAGGGUAUCACACAUAAAUAAAUUCUAGAAAAAUGUUUUUAGUGGGUGUGACAGGAGGAAUAGCUACUGGGAAAAGUAGCGUUGCUUCUGUUUUUCGUGAAUUCGGUAUACCUGUCAUUGAUGCUGAUCAAAUUGCACGAAAAGUUGUGGAACCCAGAAAACCAGCUUGGCACAAAAUACACAAAGAAUUUGGUCCAGAAGUAUUCUUAGAUACACAAGAACUUGACAGAGCUAAACUUGGAGACAUAAUAUUUAAUGAUGUUGAAAAAAGAAAAAAAUUAAAUGCUAUAACACAUCCUGAUAUAUAUAAAGAAAUAUAUUGGCAAACAUUCAAGUAUUUCCUACAAGGUCAUCAAUUCAUAGUCAUGGAUUUGCCAUUGUUAUUUGAAACAGGACAUAUGUUGAAUUAUUUACACAAAAUAAUUGUUGUAAUUUGUGAAGAAGACUUACAACUACAACGACUUAUGGAAAGAACAGGCUUCACAGAAGCAAAAGCAAAGUUAAGAAUUGCAGCACAAAUGUCAUUGGAAAGAAAAGCAGAAAUGGCAAAUUUUGUUAUUGAAAAUUCUAGUAGCGAACGUGAUACCAGAGAACAAACUAUUAGAGUUAUCAAUGUCUUAAGAGCUUCCAAAUAUCAUUGGAAAUUACGUUUUAUAGUUGGAUUUUGUUGUACUGUUUUAUUAGCAGGAGCAUAUUGGUUAAGAAAUAGAAGUUCACGGUCUUUACCAAAUGUAACAUAA
This is a messenger RNA of Habropoda laboriosa, 762 nucleotides long. RefSeq names its product dephospho-CoA kinase domain-containing protein (gene Dpck). The transcript is spliced from 3 exons. Lineage: Eukaryota; Metazoa; Arthropoda; Insecta; Hymenoptera; Apidae. Gene Ontology annotation, biological process: coenzyme A biosynthetic process. Gene Ontology annotation, molecular function: dephospho-CoA kinase activity; ATP binding. The record is from RefSeq and is a predicted model, not a curated record. The coding region runs from base 55 to 762 and encodes 235 amino acids.